UUGGCCGGAAGGCCGGGGGAGGGCGGGGCUUAGAGCCUAGCCAAGAUGGCGGCGGCCGCGGGAAGUCGGGGAGUCCGUGCCCUGCGUGAGAUCCGCCUUCACUUGUGUCAGCGCUCGCCCAGCAGCCAAGGCGUCAGGGACUUCAUCGAGAAACGCUAUGUGGAGCUGAAGAAGGCAAACCCCGACCUGCCCAUUCUAAUCCGCGAGUGCUCAGAUGUGCAGCCCAAACUCUGGGCCCGCUACGCUUUUGGCCAAGAGAAUCAUGUCUCUUUGAACAACUUCAAUGCUGAUCAGGUAACGAGAGCCGUGGAGAACGCGAUUAGUGGCAAAGCCUGAAGCUUGCACUGAGCAACAGCCCCACAGCCUGGGCUCUGCUGGAUUGAGUACAGUGUGUGGACAAAUGUGUUCUCCUGUUCUAUAAAGCUUGUGUGUAAGAGCCUGUCUCAGGAUGUUCUUUUUCUCAUUCCAUCCGCUACCCCUUACUGUGUAACCACUGAGGCAAAGCAGCAUACUAUAAAAAUAAAACUUUAUUCUCUCCCAUCAAAAGUCAUCAGCUGCUGAA
Messenger RNA from Talpa occidentalis (Iberian mole), 562 nucleotides. It is a transcript of the gene NDUFA2, whose product is annotated as NADH:ubiquinone oxidoreductase subunit A2. NCBI's taxonomy places the organism in Eukaryota, Metazoa, Chordata, Mammalia, Eulipotyphla, Talpidae. The transcript is spliced from 3 exons. Bases 46 to 336 code for a protein of 96 amino acids. The record is from RefSeq and is a predicted model, not a curated record.